AAAGACUAGUACCAGUAAAUUCAGACUUUUCAGGAAGUGUCCCACCACAACCGCAGGCGGACGAGUCGACGGUUCAUUCCAGCUAGGAGAGUAAACAACUAACGUUAGUUAGACACACAGCUAAGGACAUGAACUGAUAGUAACUGUGUAUCACGAAGAUUGGAUCGCGAUUUAAACAGCGGGACUGUAAUGCCUGCUGGUCAGGACUGUAACCAUGCCCAUGUUACCUGUAGUGCCUGAAGUCCAGAGUCAUGUGCUGGCUGAGUUUGACUGUCUGGACCCCCUGCUCUCUGCACUCCGCCUGGACUCUGGCAGGCUUAAGUGCACCUGCCUGGCAGUAUCGAGGAAGUGGCUAGCUUUAGGAACAUCAGCUGGAGGGCUGCACCUCAUCCAGAGGGAAGGAUGGAAGCAGAGGCUCAUCCUCACGCAUAAGGAGGGAUCUAUCACUCAGGUGUCAUGUUGUCCACAUGAUGAAGACUUUAUUGCUGUGGCAACAAGUCAGGGCCUGGUGGUAGUGUGGGAGCUUCAGCUGGAGCGGCGUGGCAGACCAGAGAGGGUCAGUGUUUCCUGGGAACACCGUGGCCAGACGGUCACCUCUCUCUGCUGGGACACCGCAGCCCUCAGGGUGUUUGCUGGGGACAAGGGGGGCAAGGUGUCCUUCCUCCGCGCUGGAUCCUCCAAACUCGGAAAGGGCUCAGCUUUUGUGAUCUUCCCCGUCCAGACCAUCACUACUGUGGAUUCCAGGGUGGUUCAGCUGGGUUAUCUGGACGGACGACUACUUGUGUCCUCUCUCAGCCGCUGCUACCUCUGUGACACGGAGAGGGAGAAGUUCUGGCGUGUUGGUAACAAGGAGCGUGACGGGGAGUACGGAGCGUGUUUCUUCCCUCUGAGUCGUGGCGUGACUGCUGGCCAACCCCCUCUGCUGUACUGUGCCAGGCCUGGGUCUAGAGUCUGGGAGGCCAGCUUCAGCGGAGAUGUCCUCAGCACGCACCAGUUUAAACAGCUGCUGGCCAUACCACCUGUACCUCUCAUCAGCUACAGAAGUGAGCCCCAUUACAACCCAGCCCAGAAGAGUUCCCAGUCCAUAGCCUUCCCCAGACUGUUAUACUUUGGAGAUCAGAACCUGCUGACCUGGACAGACUCGGCUAUCUAUGUCUUCACUCCUCAGAGUGGCCAGGUACUGCUGUGGACCGAGGUCAAAGACGUGGUUGAGAUAGCAGUGUACCGCAAUGAGCUGUUCUGUCUCCAUGGUGACGGCCACAUGUCCCACCUCUCGCUGUUGUCUGUGGAGCGGUGUGUCGACAGGUUGCUACGCAGGGAGGCGUGGUCUCUAGCGACCACGGUCUGUGUGAUGUUCCAGCAUGCUAUCGCCCCCAGCAGGUCCAGGAAGUCGAUUCCCAUCGACCGACUGGAUCACCUGAGGUCACAGCUCAGUGUGACCACCCACCUGGAUCUGAUUGGCCAGCUGGAGGAAGUGGUCGCCAAGCUGGAGCCUCUAGACUCUGCCUCCAGCAGUCGCAGGAGCAGCAUCUCCUCUCAUGAGAGCUUCAACGUCCUGGACUGUGGCAUCUACCGUGUCAUUAGCCGGCGAGGCAGCCAGUCAGACGAGGAGACCAGCUCCCUGGUCAGCCAAUCGAUGCUUGAGGAGGAGCGGCUGAAGGAGUUUAGCUUCGUUCAGGAGGAGGAGGAGCAGCAGCAGCAGGGGGCGGAGCAUGAUCCCCAGAGCGGUGGUGGUUUGGAGGUUACUGAACCCAGCGGUAACCACCAGUUCCACCUCCCCAUGUCAUUCCGCCCCAAACACUCCCGCAUCGCCCUGCAGGCCGUCAGAGACAGUGUCUCCAGUUUUGUGAAGAAGACUACUGAGAAGAUCAACACUCUCCAGAUGAACUCUGACCUUUGGCCACGUCCCCCUGACUCUAAGGACGGGGGUCAAGGACAUGUGGAGGCCGUAGCUACCACUGCACCGUUCCCAGAGGACGUUGACCAUGAGGAGUGUCUGGACCAAGGAAAUGCAGAGACUGAUCUACAGGACCUGAUAACAGCGACAGAGAAAGCACUCUCUCAGAUCCAGGAUCCCUUGGUUCUGUUGGACCCAGCCUGUCUAAAAGAAACUCUACAGGAGUGGAUCCCAGUGUUGGAGAGGGUUCUAGGUCCUGAGCUGGAUCUAGGUCUGGGAAAACAGAGUCCAGCUGGUGAGGGUCACCCCGGUGUGAAGGAGACGGAAGAUGCUGCAAACAACUGUCCAGAGAAUGUUCAGUCUGAGAUCCCCUCGAGCUCUCCUGAGGAACUGACAAAGGACGGCCAGGAGGAAGGGAGGAGAGGAGAGGAUUCCUCACAGCAAAAUGGAGGACAAGAGGACCAGAGGGAGGCUCAGGACCACCACAGACCUGACAAGGCCUCCACUGAAGAGAACCUGAGGGUGUGGUCCCCCAAACCUCUCCCCCCAGACCUCCAGGCUCACCUUACCCAGCUGGCCACUCUGUACCUGGAGCUGGACUAUUUUGGGGACCCUGUUGUCCAGAAAGAGAAGGGUGUAGUUGAGGUCAAUGCAUUCUUGAGACGGUUCUUCUUCCUUCUGGACCAGGAGCGGGUGAGGAGGAUGUGCCUACUCGGCUACGGGGACCAGCCUGAGGUCCACAUCUCCUUCAUGGAGGCCAUGCUAGAGCUAACCCAGUCCAGUAAGGUGGUAGAGGUGAUUCAGAAAGGAGACCUGCUGAAAUCUCUACGCUGUCUCAGAGAACUACAACCCUGGAGCGCUCCGAUGCUCCUCGCUCACCUGCACAGGUUGUAUGAGAAGCACGGAGAGUUAGCAGUUCGCUCCUUCACCCAGUUCUAUCCCACAAUCCUCCCCUCGGACAUCACAGCCAUGGCCAAACAUAGCCACUUCCUGGCUUACCUAGACAACCUUGUCCAAUCAUGGGCCGAGGAACAAAGACUGUCGUUCCUUGGGUCCCUCCUCCAACCAGAGACUCUGCGACAGGAUUGGCUGGAGCUGGCCCUUACCCACGAUGCACCUCAAAAGAGCGACACACUGACCACAGACGGACAACCGAGAUGGCACUCCCAUUUCUUCAGCUGGGGUUAUGGUCGUCUCCUAUCCCUCCUGAUCCGCCUUCCAGCUGACCUGGCCUCCAAACAGAAGAUGGCUGAGACAUGCAGGAGCCACGGGUACUGGACUGGCUAUGUGUACCUGUGCUGUGAGCUCCAGCGUCGUACAGAGGCUUUCUCUACCAUCUGUAGACUGGAUGACAUGAGUCUGCUGGAGGAACCCAGUGGCAUGGUGCCUCAGACCAUGGAUGAGUGGAAGAUGCUUCUCCAGCUGUCUCAGCAGUGUAGUAACAGCAGACCGUCUGACCAUAUCCCAACCCCGGCUCCCUCCCCUCCCCUCCCGGCCCCCUCCCCGGCUCCCACCCCCUCCUCGGCUCCCGCCCUCUCCCUGGCCCUAGCCUCCAACGGGACCAGCCCCAGCCUGACCAACGGUGGCUCUGCAGCUGACCAUAUCCAGACAGAGGUGACUCCAGAGAACCUGGUCUUGCGUCUGGCCCGGGCUGUGGGCCCCGACCGGGCCCUUGGGGCCCUACAGGAGGUGGGGAUGCAGUCGGACAUGGAGCUGGGGCCACACUCCACCCUGGUCUGUGAGCUGCUCCGUGUGGCUGAGAAGAGACAGAGGGCUCUGAUCCAGACCAUGCUGGAGCGCUGUGAUCGCUUCCUCUGGUCCCAGCAUGCUUAGCGAGACAACACCAACCAACGCGCCUAGCGGGUCCUCAACCAACGCCAUUUAGAACAACUAUUACGGACAACUGCUAUGGGGAGCAAUGUUAGGGUCAAUUCCAUUUCCAAUUCAGGCAGUUAAACGGAAAUUUAAAUUCCAGUUAUCCACAUUGAAAUGAAAUUGACCCUAGCCCUGAUCUGAUCCAGAGCCAUCCAGAACAAGUUAAAUUACCCUUAAUGUGACCACAAUGCUUACUAACUACUUUUUAAACUGGGCUCUAAUAAUUUAUGUUGUACCAUUCCUGAGUUCUACUCCGCACCAACAUUCUAGAAUGCCACUCUGGUUGACCUGGUUACAGUCAAGACAGACCACUGUAUUUAAGUUGUUACUAUUUUAUAGUUGCCAAAACCCUGCCUUACCGAAGAAAUAUGGGAUUAAUCUAUAAAUAAUCUGAAAGUAUUGUUUUUGAAUUGUAAGGUCCUCGGAUGCAUUUUCAACCCUGAUGAUGGUAUAUCUGACUUUGUUAUCAACGACAUCUCCUCCUUGGAUCAAACUACUGCAACGUGGUUAGAAAGCACCUGAAUGAAUUGUUUUGAAGACAAUUGUGAAAAUAUAAUUUUAUUGAAAUGCUCUAAUCUAUUAAUAUAAUAUUUAAUGUGAAUAAUAAAAUAUAUGAUAAUGAUGA
Messenger RNA from Salmo salar (Atlantic salmon), 4397 nucleotides. It is a transcript of the gene hps5, whose product is annotated as HPS5 biogenesis of lysosomal organelles complex 2 subunit 2. Gene Ontology annotation, biological process: developmental pigmentation. Gene Ontology annotation, molecular function: protein binding. The record is from RefSeq and is a predicted model, not a curated record. Gene Ontology annotation, cellular component: cytoplasm. NCBI's taxonomy places the organism in Eukaryota, Metazoa, Chordata, Actinopteri, Salmoniformes, Salmonidae.